CUCCAAACACGGGUGCGGCCCUUCUCAGUUCUUCCCUCAUGUCCCCUCGCAUCCCCACCUGAAAUCUUGCAUCAAGUAUGCGCCUUGAUGAAGAAGCCAAAAUGGGAGGAAGACGACUUCUUGAAAUCACUGGUUUCUCACAUGAACCCAGGUCUUGCUUCCCAAGUCCUGGCGCUUCAGAGCAAUGAUAUUCAGCUCAGCCUUCGGUUCUUCAGGUGGGUUUGCUUGCACUCUACGUAUUGCUAUGAUUUCGACGGCAAGAUUGAGGUUUUGAAUUUGUUGCUUGCUAGUAAAUCGAUUCAACUUGUACAUAAAGUCCUGGUUUUGUUGAUUAAUGAAAACUGUGUGUCUGAAUCUGAUACCUUGAAGUUAAUCCGCGCGCUCGAGGGCAUGAGAAAUGCGGGAUUUAAGCUCAACUAUCCCUGUUAUAGUGUGCUUUUGAUGCGGUUGGCUAAGCUAAGCAUGUGCUUAUCAGCUCUUCAGUUGUAUGAGGAAAUGAUGGGAAAUGGCUUUGUUCUAUCUCUGAUUGAUUAUACUUCUUUAGUAAAUGCUCUAUGUAAAAUUGGGUAUGUGAGAUCUGCUGAAAUGUUCUGUUCCAGGGUUUUGAAACUCGGAUUUAGGCUAGAUGUUCGUGUGUGUACCUCGUUGGUCUUGGGUUAUUGUAGGGUUUGUGAUAUUGUUGGCGCCUAUAAAGUGUUUGACACAAUGUCCCGAUUGGAUGGUUGUAAGGCUAACAGUGUUACAUAUUCAAUAUUGGUUCAUGGUCUCUGUAAAGUUGGCAGGACAGACGAUGCCUUUCAACUAAAAGAGCAGAUGAGCAAGAAAGGUUGUAAACCUAGCACACACACAUAUACUGUACUCAUUAAAGCUGUAUGCGACAGGGGAUUGAUUAAUAAGGCUUUCCUUUUGCUUGAUGAGAUGCUGAAGAAGGGCUGUAUGCCAAAUGUUCACACAUACACAGUGCUGAUAGAUAGAUUGUGUGGAGAGGGAAAAUUUGAGGAGGCCAAUGAGUUAUUUAGGAAGAUGAUAAAGAACAAGUUGUUUCCGAAUGUAGUAACAUUCAACACGUUAAUUGAUGGUUAUUGUAAAGAGGGAAAGGUGGUGUCUGCAUUUGAGCUACUUGGUGUAAUGGAAAGAGGGAAAUGCAAACCAAAUAUCCGUACAUACAAUGAGCUAAUAGGUGGACUAUGUAUAGUAAAUCAACCUUUUAAGGCAAUGGAACUAUUGGAGAAGAUCAUUGGUAAUGGACUGAAGCCUAAUGAGGUAACCUACAAUACCCUGAUUAAUGGUUUCUGCAAGGCAAGCCACCUUUGUGCAGCUCUCACGGUUCUACAAUCAAUGAAGCUAACAGGAAUUGAACUUGAUGGCUUCACUUAUACAAUGUUGAUCGAUGAGCUAUGCAAAGAUGGAAAACUAAAGCAAGCAACUAUUUUCUUUGGAUUGAUGCUUAAGAAAGGAAUAGCCCCUGAUGAAGUAACAUUAACUGCCCUUAUCAAUGGUUAUUGUCGUGCUGAUAAAAUUCAAGAUAGCUUCAUUAUUUUUGACAGAAUGAUAAACGAUAGGCUGUUUACAAGUCCACAUGCCUUCAACUCAUUUAUUGACAGUCUUAUAAAACAAUUUAGAUUGGCUGAAGGAUAUUCUGUUUUUGCAAAAAUGUUGAAGCAUGGUUUAGUUCCCUCUGUAGUGACCUAUACAAUACUAGUGAAUGGGCUGGUCCACACAGGGGAUAUGAGUUCUUCAUUGAAAGUCAUAGAUGUUAUGAAACAAGACGGAUGCCAACCAAAUGUGUGCACUUACACUGCAGUGAUGUCUGGUCUCUGUCAGAGUGGCAGGAUCAAAGAGGCAGAGGACCUCUUGUGCAAAAUGCCUGAAUAUGGUGUAAUGCCAAAUGAUAUUACAUACGGCAUCUUGAUUAAGUCACAUGUGAAAGGUGGCAGUUUAGAGCGUGCCCUUGCUAUUAUAAGCACCAUGAUCCAAAAUGGUUGUGAGCCUAAUGCUCAAAUAUAUCUUGCAUUACUUGCACAAAUUGUUUUCUCAAACACCAGUGGAGAACAGUCAGAAAAGCCUUCUACUGGGUUGGUUUCUGGUUCACGAAUUAUGGGAAAAGAUGAUCUGUAUUUUUCUGCAGACUCUGUUUUUAGAGAGUUGGAUGUCUGCCAUGCUGCCCAUCUUCAGAAUAUGUUCAAGCAAUGCGGGGACUGUACAUUGGGUGUGUAUAAAUUUUUAAUUUUAGGGUUCUGUAAAGUUGGAAGAGUUGCUGAAGCAAAGGAUCUUAUACAGAAGAUGGUAAAUAGUGGUUAUCCUCUUGACAAAGCCCUAAGUUCAUGUAUCAUAGAGUACUUCUGCAGAUAUCACUGUUAUGACUAUUGCCUGCAUUUGGUAAAGCUGAUGAUUACAGAUAGUUGUAUUCCGUCCUUUACAUCAUGUAGUCCUCUAGUUUUCAGUCUUAGAAAUCACGGGAGAGUUAAAGAAGCUAUGUGGCUGCUUUCUAACCUUUUGAAAGAUUCUAAAAUUGAUGAUGAAACUGCGAUCUCUUCACACAUUGAAUUUCUGAUUAAAGGGGAUGAACCGAUCAAGUGCUUUGAUCUUUUAAAUUUGAUUCACGAGAAGCAUCCCUUAGAGAGGCCAAUCAUCUAGUUUGUUUCUUCGAGGUUCUUGCAUCACUGAUCACAAUUUUUAGCUUCCUCUCUCUAGAGUCUAGAUCAUUUAUGCCUCUCUGCUAUGCUACAUAUGAUUUGCUACUUUGAUUAGUUUGAUGAAGGUGAAAGACUUUUGAAAUGUUUAAAAGAAAUAUGUUUUGGUUAACAAGCUUUCUUGGAGACUUUGCCAAAGCUGAGUACUGACCUCUCAUUCUCAUCCAUCUUAUGGAACUUGGGGAUGGAAUAUGUGGUAUUGUAUAUAAAGCCAUUAGCAUGAGAUCAAGUGAGAUUAUUGCAGCUAAGAAAAUGAAGAGAAAACUUUAUACUAAUUGGGAUGAGUGCAUAAAUUUCUGAGCAGUAAAGGAUUUUUGUUCCCUGCGGCUGGUGAAACCAAACCAGAGAAAGAUGGUGGUGAAACAAGGGAGGGAAGGAAACUGAGAAGGAUAAUCCGGAGUUGGCAUUUAAAAAAAACAAGAUACUCUCUCAUGAGCAAAAAAAAAGAAGGCAGCAAAAAUUGUA
This is a messenger RNA of Cuscuta campestris, 3158 nucleotides long. The record is from the annotation of a GenBank genome assembly. Lineage: Eukaryota; Viridiplantae; Streptophyta; Magnoliopsida; Solanales; Convolvulaceae.